GUCAGGUUCCCGGAUGCAACGUCGACGCCAUAUUUACGCCAGCGCUGCCGGGGCGGCUUCUGUGGUGCUGUUGCUGUAGAUCCACCACCAGUGUGGCCGAUAAAGCCCUUUUUUCUCUCCGUCUCUCUCUCUCUCCCCCCACUGCUAGCCGAGCACCAUGGCGGAACGAGAGGACUCUGUGUAUCAGGCUAAGCUCGCCGAACAAGCGGAGAGAUACGACGAAAUGGUGGAGUCGAUGAAGAAAGUAGCGAGUCUGGACUUGGAGCUGUCGGUGGAGGAGAGGAACCUCCUGUCGGUGGCGUACAAGAACGUGAUCGGCGCGCGGCGAGCCUCGUGGAGGAUAAUCAGCAGUCUGGAACAGAAGGAAGAAAGCAAAGCGGGCGAAGAAAAGCUGUCGAUGUAUCGAGAUUACCGGAAGCUGGUGGAAAAAGAGCUGAAAUCCAUUUGCAGCGACAUUCUGGAUGUACUGGACAAUCACCUCAUCGCAUCCUCAACCACAGGAGAGUCCAAGGUUUUCUACUACAAAAUGAAGGGAGACUACCACAGGUACCUGGCGGAGUUCGCCACGGGUAACGACCGGAAGGAAGCGGCAGAGAACAGCCUGGUGGCGUACAAGGCUGCUAGCGACAUCGCCUUGAUCGAGCUUCCGCCCACGCACCCCAUCCGCCUUGGACUGGCCCUUAACUUCUCUGUUUUCUACUACGAAAUCCUCAACUCGCCGGACCGCGCUUGCAGGUUGGCGAAGGAAGCGUUCGACAGCGCCAUCGCCGAACUGGACACCCUGAGCGAGGAGAGCUACAAGGACUCCACUCUCAUCAUGCAGCUGCUACGUGACAACUUGACACUUUGGACCUCAGACGUGCAAGGAGACGCGAUAGCAGCUGUAGUUGAGUUUGGAGCGUUCAUCCACUUCUUGAAAUUAUGCUUUAUCGUCUCAACCUUCUUUAGAAGUUCCCAAACUGCGCUCUCACGCCCAUCUGCAGUUGGAAGUGUCCACCACGAUUGUCACUCAAAGUCUCAAUUUGAUCAGCUGAUGUUCCAAAGACCUAACCGCACAUGGCACCCUGCACCGCAUUUCGCUAGUGACGACCAGAACACAGACGCCCCCCCGCCGGAAGUGGAGGAGGAGGCCAAGUGAGACCCGAACGCCUCGUCGCAAUCUUUUCCCUCCUUUCUCUUCUCCCACUUUCCAUCCUUCUUCUACUACUUUUUCCUCCUCCAUCUCCUCCCCCCCCACUCCCACCUCCUCGUAUGCACACACAUCCUACCCCCCAACCCCCACUAUCUUCAUUGUUGUUUUCCAAGGCUCUUUGUUUGCAAGAUUGUACCCUUUAAGGUCUUUUUUUUUUUUUUUUUUACAUACAUUUUAAAAUUCUUUUUGACACUUUCUGCUUCAUGUUGUUGCCAAGUCCGCCCGCCUAUUUCUGUAACACACUGUCCUACAUUAGUGUGUGUCUUUGAACGCUUCGUUAUGUUACAUGGGGAAAAGGGAAGCGUCGAAGCUUUUUAGGAACAACUCAAGUGCCCUCUUUAUAAAUCCAACAGCUACUAUUGUUUUAUUUUUUUGUUGUAAAACGACAAACAGCAGAAUGUCGCCGCUCUCUGACCUCCGCUCUUCCUGUCCGAACUGCUAAACAGUGGCUAACGGCGGCAGAUAGCUAGCUAGUUAGUGAGGUUGUGUUGUGUGUGUGUGUGUGUGUGUGUGUGUGUGUGAAAGAGAGAGAGAGAGAGAGAGAGAGAGAGAGAGAGAGAGAGAGAGAGAGUGAUUUUGAUUGUAACAAUGCAGUUUUUGCAUGGGCACGAACAGUUAAAAAAAAAUACAACAAAACAAACAAAAAAAAACAACCCCAGUUUGGGAAAUGGAGUAUACUUAACCGCCCCUCCCUUUCCCGGUUUCCUCCUCAUCUUCUCUUUCGCCUACCCGUCAUCUCCUCCUCUUCCUCCUCCUGGUUGGUGUGUGUUACGUGAAUCUGAUUUGUACUACUGGAUAUUGUCACCGGAGCCACAAGUACCAUCUGUAUUCUUCUUACUGAAAACACAGCAUGGAAUUAACAUUAAAAACUUCAAACUGAA
Molecule: messenger RNA, 2073 nt
Organism: Dunckerocampus dactyliophorus (ringed pipefish)
Lineage: Eukaryota; Metazoa; Chordata; Actinopteri; Syngnathiformes; Syngnathidae
Product: 14-3-3 protein epsilon
Exons: 8
Coding region: 158-1138 (326 amino acids)
Biological process (GO): signal transduction
Cellular component (GO): cytoplasm
Source: RefSeq, a predicted model, not a curated record